Molecule: messenger RNA, 1058 nt
Organism: Thamnophis elegans (Western terrestrial garter snake)
Lineage: Eukaryota; Metazoa; Chordata; Lepidosauria; Squamata; Natricidae
Gene: TIFA
Product: TRAF interacting protein with forkhead associated domain
Exons: 2
Coding region: 255-794 (179 amino acids)
Biological process (GO): canonical NF-kappaB signal transduction
Molecular function (GO): protein binding
Source: RefSeq, a predicted model, not a curated record
AGGAACUUCGGUUAAGCAUCAGAAUUGAGACUGUCCCCUUCCCUAACGUUACCCCCUCCCCUUUCGCUGACCGGGAAAAGGAAAGUAGGAGAGAUUUUUCUGCAGUUGCAGCGCGGCAUCCUUUCGCCACGCAUCUCCUCCCGCGAGUCUCUUCCAAAGACACCCUUUUUCUCACGCUCUCAUUUGGUGUUGGUGUUGGUGCUGCUGCUGCUUUUGAGAUCUCUUUGAAAAGGAUUUUCUGAAUUAGUACUGCCAUGUCUGAUUUUGAAACUCAAGAUACUGAAGAGACUGUAACUUGCCUGCAAAUCACUGUUUAUCACCCAAAUCAAGGAGAAAAACCAGUCUUCAAUGCUUUAAGCUUCUGUCAUGAACAACAGCUGAGAGCAGAUGAUAUAGUGAAAUUUGGAAGAGAUCCGAAUAUGUGUCGUUUUCACUUUGUGGAUUCACGGGUUUCACGUGUUCAGUUUUGCCUUCAGUUUUUCAGGCACUUCAACAGCUCAGAGUUUGGUUUUGAGAUUAAGAAUCUGAGCAAAAAGGGAAAGUUAUCUGUGGAGGGUGUUGAACUGGCCUAUCUAAAUAAAGUCAAUCUACCAGACAAAUGUAUAGUUUGCUUUGGAGAGUACCAGAUGCAAUUGCAAAAACAAGAAGGACAAUGUGAAGACUUCUUUAACAUCUGCUUUGAAUUGGCCAGAACGCCACUGUUACAAGAAAACAACCUAUUUUUAAAAAAACCAGUAUGUGAAAGCGGCAGUUCAUACGCCCAAUUUCCAACAGAGAUGGAUGACAAUGAAUAAAUUGGAAAAUUCCAUGAAAAACAAUUGUAUUCAGUGGGCAUCUUUACCUUGUGUUCUAUGGUAGUUGAAAUGAUAUCUGUACAUCUAUAUUAGAGGUCCCCAAACUUUUUAAAUAGGGGGCCAAUUCAUGGUCCCUCGGACUUGGGGGAGGGAGCCGACUACUUGGGUGGGUGUGGCUAGGUGGUCAUGUGAUGGUGGGCAUGGUCAAUUUAGCUGUCCACUAAACAAUGCACACAAAUUAAACUUUAAUCUGUUUGUUCCUGG